Messenger RNA from Colletotrichum gloeosporioides, 1113 nucleotides. RefSeq lists its product as uncharacterized. The coding region runs from base 1 to 1113 and encodes 370 amino acids. The transcript is spliced from 2 exons. The record is from RefSeq and is a predicted model, not a curated record. Lineage: Eukaryota; Fungi; Ascomycota; Sordariomycetes; Glomerellales; Glomerellaceae.
AUGAGCAGUUGCGAUACACAAAUGCCUCGCAAUCUCAAUGAUGCUCAACUGAAUCCAGCCAUGAUGGAGUACCCACCCGAAACGAGAGGGAUCACAGAAAUGACGUUUACCUUGGCGCGGUGCCAGAUAACUAGCAUGUAUCGUUGCAUGAUUGACUCGAGGAGGACUUGCGGAGCUACAGGGAAACCCUACUCGCAAUUAUCUUUUCAGGAACGAUCCGACUGGAUCGAUGGUUGUGAGGCAGCGUUUUCGCAAAAGUACCUGAGAGAAUGUUCCCCCACAGUCGCUUUCCAUUGGGUCACGGUGAUUCUUACGCGCAUGCUUUUCCACAAAGUCAGAUUGCACGGAUGUAAUCCACUGCAGGAACCAGACGAUUUGUCAGAAACUAUUCGUAAAAGACUUUUCCUUGUCGCCGUUGAGGUGAUUGAGUUGAACUACAAGCUCAGAACGGAUCCGCGAACACGCCCCUGGGCCUGGCUCUUCAGCUCAUACACUCAAUGGCAUUCUUUCUCAUUAGUCCUCGUCUGGUUACAACAGGACCCUCUCUGCAAGGGGUCACGACGGGCAUGGGAAGCAAUUGAAAAGGCUAUUGUUCUCAGAUGGGAGCAUCCCCUUUCGCUCCUGGGCGGCAAAAAGCCCCAGCAAUGGCGAUCGAUCAUAAGGCAGCUUGGGAGGGCACGUUCUAUACGGCAAGAUGCUCUUGGAAAGAGAAAAAGACGAGCAUCCCGUGCAUCCCAGCUCACGGAUGCACCUUCAGCAGCCCCAUCGAAUGGCGGCAUGGCCGCCAGACGUCCGUCAGCUGCGCAGACCUUUCCUCAACCUAUCCAACAGCAGCCCCAUCUCUCACCACAAAAGGCAUCGGAUCAGACGGUUGGCCCGCGCAAUGCCGCCCUUGAUGCUACCGAAGAUGUGUACAUGUCGCCAGACGCCAUGAUGUCGGGAUUAGGAGACCACCAGUCGAAGAACUCAAUUCCCAGCUUCAACUACGGCGAUAUGUCAGAAAUGAUGGCACCUUCAGAUACGAUGAUGAUCGAUGAGGAAUUUUCAACUGAUGAAUUUCAGAGUUUGCCCGACUUCUUGUUCCUCCAAAGCAUUUUCCAGAACGCUAGCUAG